AUGGCAGCCUUCUCUCUAUCCGCUAUACUAUUCGCCCACGGGCUCGUUGCUGUUGCCACCCUGCAAGUGAGACCAGCCGAGCAGAACGUCUUGGCGUCCUCCGAGACCUUCUCGAGCACCAGUGCCUACAAGGUCCAACAUGAGUAUCCUUUCCGGCCAGGUUCCCUCAAAACGGCUCAAUUGAAGCUGACGUUACUGUCCAGGUUGAAGAAGGCCGAGAUCAUCCCCACAGUGAUUGACGAAUUCUUCCCUUCCUUCAUCCUCGACGCUUCGUGGUCGUCAGACGACUAUGCGUCUCUUGGAAACACUCUCAAAGUGAAGAAGAUACAAAAGAAGCCGAAGAUCUUAUUGAGUCAAGAUCCGUCGACUUCAACAACUCUUUGCAAUCCCAAUGUGACAUACGCCGUCACUCUGACCGACCCUGAUGCCCCGUCUCGAGACAACCCAAAGUGGGCCGAGAUGUGUCACUUCAUCGCCAGCGGUUUCGCCACCACCUUAUCGUCAGAUGACAGCUGCUCAAGCCUUGAGCUGACGAAUCUCACCGAUAUCAUGCCAUAUAAGGCCCCCGGACCACCACCCAAGACCGGCAAGCACAGAUACGUCUUCCUAGUGUUUGCGCCGGCGAACAGCACCACCAGUCCUUUGAACCUGACGAAGCCCGAAGAUCGGCAACACUGGGGUACGGGGAAGCAAAGGCACGGAGUCAGAGACUGGGCUCAUGAAAAUGACCUGGUGCCAGUUGCUGCCAACUUCGUAUAUGCUCAGAACAAGAAGCAAUAA
Messenger RNA from Pseudomassariella vexata, 780 nucleotides. Its product is annotated as phosphatidylethanolamine-binding protein. The record is from RefSeq and is a predicted model, not a curated record. NCBI's taxonomy places the organism in Eukaryota, Fungi, Ascomycota, Sordariomycetes, Amphisphaeriales, Pseudomassariaceae. The transcript has 4 exons. Gene Ontology annotation, biological process: regulation of proteolysis; regulation of Ras protein signal transduction. Gene Ontology annotation, molecular function: peptidase inhibitor activity; phospholipid binding. Bases 1 to 780 code for a protein of 259 amino acids.